CAGAAUUAGCUAGGAAGAAAAUGGCCUCCACCAUCUUCUUCUUCUUGACCGUCGCCAUUCUCGCAGUUUAUGUUACCGCCACAGAUUACAUCGUCGGCGAUGAGUAUGGUUGGACUACCAACGUCGAUUAUCAAGCUUGGGCUCAGGGGAAGCAGUUUGUCGUCGGAGAUAGACUGAUUUUCAAGUACCAGGCAGGUACAAACAGUGUGUACAAGGUGGGCGGGAGCGGGUUCAAACAGUGUAUACCACCAGCUCAGUCUACACCCUUAACCACCGGAAACGAUGUGAUUGAAUUGGGCACGCCGGGCCGGAAAUGGUACAUUUCCGGCACCGGGCAGUACUGUAAACUGGGACAGAAGCUCGUGAUUACUGUUUCGGCUAAACCCCAAGCUCCAUCUCCAUCUCCAGCUACUUGGCCCAGAAAAAUGCUUCCGGCUCCGGUUUCUCCCCCUUGGCCAAUCAUAUUUCCUCCCAUACCCGCUCCGGUUCCGGCUACUCCAUAUUGGCCUUUGCCAAUUGUGUUACCUCCAUCUCCGGCGCCGGCUCCGGAUACUCCAAAUUGGCCUUUGCCAAUUCCGUUCCCUCCAUCUCCGGCUCCGGCUCCGGCUAUUCCGUAUUUCCCUUUGCCAUUCCCUCCCUUUCCGUUUCCGGUACCAGUUCCUGCACCAAACCAGGGCGGCUACUAAAAUAAAUGAUGGACAUGUUCUGAGUGGCAUAUAUAUAUAUAUAUGCUUCACAAUUAUAUUUCGUUGAUUUUUAUUUUUAUUUUUCUUUUAAUGUUUCUUGCAGACUGAAAUUUACAAAAUAAAUUGUGUGUGCUUGUAUUUGAAAUUCUACUGUUCCGUUAAGAGUUUAGAUCACUUGAUCAUAUCAAUUAUUAUUAUUAUUAUU
Molecule: messenger RNA, 891 nt
Organism: Ipomoea nil (Japanese morning glory)
Lineage: Eukaryota; Viridiplantae; Streptophyta; Magnoliopsida; Solanales; Convolvulaceae
Product: basic blue protein-like
Exons: 2
Coding region: 21-686 (221 amino acids)
Cellular component (GO): plasma membrane
Molecular function (GO): electron transfer activity
Source: RefSeq, a predicted model, not a curated record